CCCAGUUUUCUGGGUGGCCUGACAUGCUCCAUUUUACCAGCAUGGUAUACCCACCCUCUUCAAACUCGGUGCUUACAUUUGAAGUUGUGGAAAUGGAAGAUUCCAGACAACCAGAACUAACUGAGUUUAAAAUUUGAAGUCUGGGGCUUUAUGUGCUGGGUUGUUGGGCUAUAAACCAGACCAUCUGCUCUGACUGGGGCAGGGGAACUGUAGGAUGUGUGUGUUGGGGGGGACACAGGCACAGAGGUGCGAGGUGCUGAGAUGGUGUUAGGGUUUUCCGGGUGUGAGCCCUGACCUGCCUGUCGUGUUUGGUGAUUCCUUCCCAGCAGGGGCAAUACUCUGCCACACACGCUGUGGCCAGCAGGCCUGGCUGGCAUCACAGGGUUCUGUGGAAGGGAAGGAGACCAAACCACGGGAAGAUUCACUCUUGAGGGUAUGUGGGCACUUUCAGUCUCCUUAUGACAUGCGCAGACUCCCAGGAUCUGGGUCAUGGAGAACAGGGAGUCAGUCUUUCCAGUACUGUCUUGAGGGACAGCAGCCUCGAGGCCUACCCAGUCCACUUUGGGACUGACCACCUCAGACUGUUCCCGCAAUGUCUUUACCACACACUCACGGGAGAUGGGAGGGAGCCCGUUCCACCGUGUGUGACAAUAUGGAUGGGAUGCAGUGAGGCAGUGUCCUAGUGACACAGCCUCCAUGUCCCGAUCUGAGAAAGGAGUUGUGACAAUAGUUUGGGAUGACUUAUUAGGAAAAAAUCCUUUAAAAAUAUUAACGAAUGAGUUAAUUUUAUUUUAUAUAUCUCAUUCAAAGAGAUUGGAACUGGGCAGUGGGAAUUAGGCUAAUCACAUUGGUAGGGAUGCAGGCUGCUGCCUCUGAGUGCUUACUUUGAUUACUCAGAAGUGCUUAGUCUUGGUGCUAGCUUGACAUUGUUGUUUGCAUCUUUGUUACUGGCUGAUCCUUAGCCACAUGGGUUUGGUUAGACAGGAUGUGGUUGGCAAACUGAACCCCCUUUCAAAAGGAGAGUAUUCUAGAAGCUGGGGUAGUACCCCUGUGCUAUUAGGUGACUGAAGAACCCUGGUAAAACAGCAGGCGGCUGACUCUCUAGAUGUUUCUGCAACCACCAGUAUGGCCAUCUGGUCUACCCCUGGGGAGGGUAGCACCUGCUUGUUUCCUUGGGCUGUUGUGUGCAGAAACUAGGGACUCCUCUAGAUCCCAGCGCCUUAAGGCAUGGGUUCUGUGUUGUUUCCCCAGAGCAAUAUGCAGAAGUGUGGAAUGUGUGUGUCCUCUGUCUUGGUGACCCCCCACGACCAUCUAUCGCCUUUUGCUCUCCCUCUGCCUCCCUUCCUUCCCCCAGGCUCAUGUCUGGUCUCAGAGGAAGGGGUCUGGGUGGUCCCUCCCCUCAGGAGCUGACUGUGGUGAGACCCAGCUACCACACUGUGGGAGGGAGUGUGCCUGCUGCCUAGUCCACACGCCCAGCAGCCUCACCCUGUGUCCACCACAUCCUGGUGCUCUGUAGAUACCAAAAGGGUGAGCAAGCAAGCGAGCCUGACAGCAGAGGGACCCUCAGGGAAUAAGAUCUGGGACAUCCCUGAGGCCUUCUCUCUCCCUGAGGGAAGAAUAAACCUUAACCACAAUUCUUGUGAGGGCUUGUGGUGUUUUAUUUUGAAAAUAUGUGACAUUAUUUUAAGAGUGUCUGUGUGUGUGCAGGCAUGCAUUGGACAGCUUGAGGAGUUUGCAUUCUUCCACACAAGUCUGUGUGUUUUCAACAUAAAUGCGGCUUUUAGACUGUACAUGGUGCUCCAAUUAUGUCAUCCCAGCACUCAGGAGCUGAGGCAGGAGGAUGGGGAGUUCUAGGUCACCUGGGCUUGAUGGUAAGAGCCCACCUCCAAAAACAAACAUGUAACCCCCAUUUGCAAAAUAAAUGGAAAAUAACUUGAGGCCUCCAUAAGCCUUUGGGCCAGCUCUAGAGGGAGAUGGAGGCUGAGGUUGGGCUCCUGUCAUGCAGCUGAUGAGAAACUUGAAGGAGAAUUGUGUUCUGUGGUCUGAGGGAGACCCCAGCAGGUAACAAACCUUCUUCCUCUUGCCGCCCUUCCCAAGGAAAUAGGGAUACAAUAGAGAGGUUAAGUGACUUGCUCGAGACACGGCGAGUGAUUGGCCUGAGUCAGAGUUCGAAGCCGCAGUGCUUAACCACAAUGCUCACAAAGGUGUUACUUUGGCAGGAUCUGUUUGUAUCUGUCACCUCAAGUCUGUGGCAGGGCAGAUGAGAUCAGUUUCCUGGACAACGAAGAAUCCUUCCUUGAAGAGCUAGGAGCCUGAUAAGGGACAGAAAUAAGUAAAAAAAAGUUCUUAGAAGUUCUACCGAGGACCGUGGCUCAGACACCAUCUUGGAUGAGGUAUUUGCAGCUGUGCAUAGUGACUGCCUGGCUGGGAACUCACACUGGAAUUCUGUUCUGCAACAGCCAAGAGUGAAGGUCUCUAAAGAGAUGGAGUACGAUGCUUACAACGAUUCCGGCAGUUACAAUGAUGAUUACACAGACAUCUUCGACCCCAUUGUGGAUUUUGAGGAGGUGAAUCCACUAGAGGCCAAGGUGGCCCGUGUCUUCCUGGUGGUGAUCUACAGCGUGGUAUGCUUCCUUGGGAUCCUAGGCAAUGGCCUGGUGAUUGCCAUUGCCACAUUCAAGAUGAAGAAGACAGUGAACACUGUGUGGUUCGUCAACCUGGCCGUGGCUGAUUUCCUGUUCAACAUCUUCCUGCCCAUCCACAUCACCUACGCCGCUAUGGACUACCACUGGGUGUUUGGGAAGGCCGUGUGCAAGAUCAGCAGCUUUUUGCUCAGCCACAACAUGUACACCAGCGUCUUCCUGCUCACGGUCAUCAGCUUUGACCGCUGCAUCUCUGUGCUGCUUCCUGUCUGGUCCCAGAACCACCGCAGUGUCCGACUGGCCUACAUGACCUGUGUGGCCGUCUGGGUUCUGUCUUUCUUCUUGAGUUCCCCAUCUCUUGUCUUCCGGGACAUAAACAAUAUGCAUGGGAAAAUAACCUGCUUCAACAACUUCAGCUUGUCUGCCCCUGCUUCUUUUCCACACUCCACUAACUCCCAGGUGGAUCAUGUAGGGUUCAGCAGACACGUAGUGGUCACCGUCACCCGCUUCCUCUGUGGCUUCCUGAUCCCCGUCUUUAUCAUCACCGCCUGCUAUCUCACCAUCGUUUUCAAGCUGCAGCGCAAUCGCCUGGCCAAGAACAAGAAGCCCUUCAAGAUCAUCAUCACCAUCAUCAUCACCUUCUUCAUUUGUUGGUGCCCCUACCACACACUCUACCUGCUCGAGCUCCACCACACGGCUGUACCGAGCUCUGUCUUCAGCCUGGGACUGCCUCUGGCCACUGCCAUUGCCAUCGCCAAUAGCUGCAUGAACCCCAUUCUCUACGUCUUCAUGGGCCACGACUUCAAGAAAUUCAAGGUGGCUCUUUUCUCCCGCUUGGUCAAUGCCCUGAGUGAAGACACGGGAGCCUCCUCCUACCCCAGUCACAGGAGUUUCACCAAGAUGUCCUCAUUGAAUGAGAAGCCUUCAGUGAAUGAGAAGGAGACCAGCGCACUUUGAGCCCUAUUGGCAAUGCCCCCAUGGGUGCCACAGCCCAGGGACACCCAGGGAUACCCAGGACUUGUCUCUUGAAGCAGGAGACAUGAUAGGAACCUUUCUGGUAUGCUCCAAUGCCCACUACAUUUUGUAUAUGUGCUCAUGUUUUGAGUAGGAUUCCAGAGUGUGGACACGGACACUCUUCCAGCAAAAUGGAAGUCAGAUCAAUCUGAGCCUCUGGAGCAGGAAGAGUAGGGGACCAGCUUUGACUGACUCAGAAGAGAACAGGGUUCUCCAUCUGGGCACAUAAUUUCCUGUGCGUGCUGCAGAGUCUCUAGUGUGGGUGAAGAACUCAGCGCAAACCCAUUGCAGACCUGUUAGAGCCACAGGGCAGUCAAGCCAGCAAGCCUCCCCUCCACUGCCACCAUCCUCCAAGAACUUGACUUUGGAUUUCAGACGAGCUGGGAAGACCAGGACCUGAGGGGCUGCAUGGAACCCUGCAAGGGCGAGGCCAGCUAUGGGUGGUGGUGGUGACAAAGAAAUGGAGGAGAGCAGAAACCCAAAGGAUGGAGGCACAGAACAUCAGCAGCAUGCCACAGGGAGAUGGUGCUCUAGUUUGUGGGUUCAGGUGGUGGCAGCCCUUUGCUCCCGUGCCUAUUGUCACCUGAGGCUGGUGGGGAGGAGGACAUCCUCGCCAAAGCUUCCUCUCCAUCUCAGGGUCUCUUCUCUCCUUCCCUAAUCCUCUCCGCUCUGGCUGGAAGGUCUUAGAAUACACCUCCCUGGGUGGAGGGUGGAGGGCAGAGGGAGGAAGGUGAGGAUGUCAUCUCCCCCAUCCAUCCUCUUUAAGCUUCCUGGAGACUAGAGAGUGGAGUUUUGAGACUCCAGGCUCAGAGCAUCCCCCAAAGCUGUCUCUGGGGGCUCGGCUGUGAAGCUGAUGAGCUGACUGGCUCCUCCUUGAAUCACGCUUCCCAGGUGAGGCGGCACAGCCUUGGGAGCAGCCCAUGGAUGGACUUUCUUCCCCAAAUCAGACACUUUCUCCUGGCAGGGAAGUCAAGACUUGAGGAAGGGAAAUGACUCACUCAAUACUCUUAGUGGCAGACCUGAGCCCAGCUCUGCCUGGCUGCCUUCAUCCCUACACUGAGGAUUUGAUACCCUGCAUUAUUUAAACAUAUUAAACUUAAAACAUUUACCAUGCA
Molecule: messenger RNA, 4771 nt
Organism: Alexandromys fortis (reed vole)
Lineage: Eukaryota; Metazoa; Chordata; Mammalia; Rodentia; Cricetidae
Gene: Cmklr1
Product: chemerin chemokine-like receptor 1
Exons: 3
Coding region: 2484-3599 (371 amino acids)
Biological process (GO): complement receptor mediated signaling pathway; positive regulation of cytosolic calcium ion concentration; phospholipase C-activating G protein-coupled receptor signaling pathway
Cellular component (GO): plasma membrane
Molecular function (GO): G protein-coupled receptor activity; complement receptor activity
Source: RefSeq, a predicted model, not a curated record